Opisthorchis viverrini is the source of this 657-nucleotide messenger RNA. RefSeq lists its product as hypothetical. The transcript is spliced from 2 exons. The record is from RefSeq and is a predicted model, not a curated record. Lineage: Eukaryota; Metazoa; Platyhelminthes; Trematoda; Opisthorchiida; Opisthorchiidae. Bases 1 to 657 code for a protein of 218 amino acids.
AUGUUCAAUUAUUCAUUAAAACAACUUACUCCUUCUACUGGCCGGAUGCGAUCUUCAUCCACAUCGCCCACAUCAACGAAACUUUGGCCAGAAAACCGCAUACCCAAAUCUCCACCAGAAACCGGUGUCUCAUCGAACUCAGACACAGUGGGUUGUUCGCAAGGUUUGAGAGUGCUGUUGGUGUCAAGCGCCAAAGAUUCCCCGGGAGGUACGUUUUUGGACGAAAUUCGACUUGAUUUUCGAUUAAUUACAUCUGCUUCCACCUCUGCAGCUUUGAGAGAUGGCUUGCGUUUACGCUUUUGUGGGACAACAGUUACCAAUUCCGCACGAACCUCAUCGGUCUCUGGUUCUGUUUCGGAGCUGUCCACAUCCCCACUGGGGGACGACUUUCCGGUUGGUUCUAGAACUUCUUCGCCAUCCCACCAACUAAGUCCACCAUAUUCGGAUUCGUGGUUAGAAAAUGCUGAGAUGGAGGACGGUGUUGAAAAUCCACUACUUUCAGUGAGUAUUUCAUCUCCCGAAAAAGAAACGGAAUCUUCCUCCCCGGAGGACACACCUGACACAUGUCCCAUUUCUGAAUCCAAUGUUUCGCAUGGUUCCACAUCGGCGGGAGGUUCUGGCGGCAUCAACCAACGCUCUAUGACUGACGCGGUAUAA